UGUUUCUCCGAAGAGGUGGUCAGCUAAGUUAAUUCAUGACUUUCCUGUCAGCUCGCAUUCACGUCAACUCUCUCGAGUUAGCGGCUCCGACUAUUCCCUGGACCGAAGACAUUUAGAAAUAAGUCAUCUUGAAGUCAGAUGGUAGAAUGAGUCGCAGACAUAAUUUUCGGACAGUCAACGAUUGUACUAGAUUAAAAAAAUGAUUUUUGUGAAGUUCACGUUGUUUUAAUAAUUAUUUGGAUUUAAAAAAACAGUAAUACCAUGGCUGUUAGUUCACCCCCGAAAGUAUUUACAUUAAUGAAGGAUUGUGUUGUCUGAGUCUACGAGUGAGUAAUUCCGGGACAGGGUGUUUCAUUCGUAGAGUUGACUCAUUUCUACACUGUUACGUGAGGAGCUAGAUGGCCGUUACCUGCGGUUUAAUUUAGUAUUGACAUAAAUUAUAAUAUGCAACGACAACAGUGCUGUCGUCAACACCAGCGACAGCUAGCGUUUGAAUAGUUUAGAUCAGUGUGAACCCACCUAUUUCAGGCUCUCGGGUAUUUUACACAUUAUUGUAGAAAAUAUAAAGUCUCUAAAUGGAAGGUAACGUGCUCAGCGACUUAUACCUGGUUCAAAAAGGCGAUGCCAUGUGAAUACAAAUUAAUACUAACGCAGCUGACGACAAUGGAGUGAUUGUGAUUAAAGUUAAAGUCGAUACAAACCAUUUAAAGUCAAAGAUGGCACGUAAUUUCUUCCUCGUGUACUGCUAAACAGUCUCAUGCACAGUCAUGACAUUAGUGGUCGGAAGCUAUAUUGCAACGGUCAAUGUCCCUACAUGUGUGUUUUGGUAGUGUAGCGUCCAGCCAUAGGUUUCAGCACUGAGCCGAUAGUGCGGAGCAACACUUCAGUGGGUGAAUGAGAGAGAUGAGGAGCAGCAGGAGGACUGAUGUGUCUCUGAAAAGCUCUGCUCAGCAGCUUACAGAUCACCAUAAUGGCACAGAGCUGACAACUGCAUGGAAAAGUUUGUCCCAGUCCAAAGCUGCUUUGCGGCAUAUAGAAAACCGUCUAGAGGCAGCUCCGGGGACAGGGGUUCUCCUGGACUCUGUCAUGGACCCUCCCAAGAAGAAAUCCUCCAGGACGGUUCACUGCAGGGAUGGUCAACGAGCUGAUGAGCAUGGAGGGUCCUCAAAGCGCAGGAGGCAAAGUCAGCAGAGUCCAGAAAAGAGCAGCUCACGCAGCCCGCUGAGAAACGCCACCCAGGACAGCAAUGUCCGCAGAAACAACAGCGUGGAGUUCAGGGAGCCGCUAGCCUCCUACAGAGAGGCCACCCCUCCACCACAUCCCUCCUCUCAGCUGGAGGCCUACAGCCUGCACUCAGUGCCAGGGUCUUCGCAGCCAUCCUCUCCGCCCCCCUCAGAUCCUCUGCUUAGCCAGCUGGUCUACCAGAGAGACACCAGGGAUAAACAGACAGACGGGGACCUUGACAGCACACACUCUUCGGCUCUGGAGAGCACAGAUGUCCGCUACCUCAAUGACCAGCCAGCCCUGGACACCCUGAGGACUAUUGGAAACCAGUCGCAUCUCACGGGUGUCCGAGUCCCUGCAUGGGAGGAGGCUGAGGAGGAAAGCCCUGCAAAAGCACAACUUGGUAUGGAUAGCCAAGAGUCAAGCCCAUGUCCAGCUCCAGCCCCUGGCUCCACACCCCGAAGGGAGAGCACUCCCUCCACCAGUCCAGGCUCAGCUUCCCAGCGGCUGGAGAACCUAAGGCGACAUCAGCCGGAUGAUAAGCUGGAGAAGCUCAAAGAGCGUAUUCGAAGGCAGCGGCAACAUCUGGAGGAGUCCGCAGAGAGAGAGAAGCUGCUGGGUUAUUUGGAACAGCCCAUUAUGGCAGCUGUGGGGAGUAACAAUGCUGGCACUGGCAACAUGCCCACAGUCAAAAUACGGAAAGUAGCAGCUGCACCGCCUGCACCGAUAUACAAAGGUUUCAACAGCACUGAGACAAAGAUCCGGACUCCCGAUGGGAGAGUUUGGAAGGAGCAAGAGUUCCAUAACCUCAGCAGAGAAAUAUACAGAGACCUGUCACGACAGUUUGUUGAGAGCACCAGAUCAAGACAUCAGCAGCAGAGGGAACCGAGAACAGACAAGUCCAAAGAGAGGAGGCCUCCCAAACCAGUCAGGAAGGUCCAUAGAUCGGCUCCUUCCUCUGACCUUAAUGCAAAACCAGCGAUUAGCCCUGCGUCGUGGCGGGAGGGCCAAAAGCUGGUAAAGAUGGUACUGGGUCCAGUUCCCAGGCUGCCCAGGGAGGAGGACAGAUCCCAGCCAGCUGACAGACUGAGCAGAACAGCUUCCCGUCACCGCUCCAGCUCAGGCCCACGCUCAGAAUCAAACCCAGAGCUUCGCCCGAACAGCACAGAAGGUCCUCGACGUGGUUUUCAAUCCAAAAGCCACUCCACGACCACAUCUACACCCUCAUCUGCAGAUCGGCAGAAGGCUCCAGUGGGUGUAAGCACGGACCUGUUGUCAGCAGACAUCCAGGGGAUACUUAAUGACCUCCAGCUGGAGUGUAAAGCAGCUGAGAGGGAGGAGAGGUCCCGGCAAAGGACCCGGGGAGGGAGCAGCGGUACGAGAGGGAGGGGGGGAUCGGGGUCACGAACAAGGGCUUCAGUCUCUGUUUGGGGAAAUACGGUGGCAACAGGAAGCUACCCAAGAGGCUGCCGCAGCGCCAGCCCCACUGCACACCAGUCAGAGACUGCGGACACUGGGCAGAAAAAACGACACUAUGAUGCAGACACCGUUCGCCAAUACAUUUCCAGGCAACAAGAGGAGAGAAAGAGGCGACGAGCAGAAGAGAAGAGGGCACUGAGGGACGAGGCGGAGAGUAGAAACCAGAGACUGCAGGACCUCUACAGGAAGCAAAGAGAUGCGGCUAAAACAGUGGCCCUUCCUAGCGAGGCGCUUGUGGCCCCCGUACAAAAGCGACUACAGGAGACCUACACCAAACUGCUUCUGGAGGAGGCGCAGCUGGACGAGGAGGCCACACAGAUGCAACCAGCUGCUCCUUCUAGUCAAAUGAGACCGAUGUACCAGCCCUCAGGAGAGUCGGACAAAGAGAACAAAAGACUAGAGGCACCGCAGAGUCCCUCGAGCAGCGAUAGGUCUUUGAAUGACCGGCCACCUCCUCCAUUAUCCAGGAAUGAUCUGGAUAUUGGAUUUGCCUCUCUGCUUCAGCCUGACCGUCUGAGCCCAGCUGGUCUACCUACGACUGGUCCCAGCAGCAGUGGGUUAGCCCCUUUUGGUGAUCAUCUCCUCUCUCACCUUCUCAGGCUGGAGACCGCGGUGGCAGCUAGAGACCUCCAGCACACCCAGCGGCCAGCCACAACGCCUCCCAACAGGUCGCGGUCCAAGGUGUCCCGCAUCGAGGCCCUGAAGGCCACAGCCACAUCCCUCUCCAACCGCAUAGAGAGUGAGGCACGGAAGCUUGCUGGGGAGGGCAUCAACUAUGGUAUUGAAACGUCAAUGGACGUGGAUAAUAUGAGACCCUCUCAAGCUAACCUUGAUGAUGGAUGCUGGGCAGAAACGGCUGCCCCAGAAAAUGAUGACGUAGCCUUGAGGAUCCAGAGGAUUUUGACGAGCACAGGUCAUAGUUCAUACAAUGGCACGGCUCUACCGGGAACAGGCAAUCUGCACGCCCUCAGGGGACAGAAAGAAAAGAAAGGCACACACACCAAUUUGACGAAUCCACAAACAACUGCUGCGGCUGUGACAGGGCCAACUCUCAACAGUUACACACAUGAAAGGAGGAGGCUGGUCAACGGGCUGGACAAGGUAGAGAGAGUGGAACAAAGGACAGGGUGUGGAUUGAUGGAUGACCAGGAGAAGAAUCGGACAGAUCUCCACGACUCAAGUGCCGGUUCCAUCAGCGAGGGUCCUCUUCUGAGUGAAGGGAGUUUUUCUGAGGAUGAGGCAAGCCCUCCUCUCCCCUCCAACAAUCGUUGGAGGGGAGAGGCAGCGGACUACUGCGUGGGUCAAAGAAGGGAUUACCAGCGGUUGUCAGAGUUCCAGAGAGAGGCAGCGAAGCGCUCGGCCCUCAGCUCACCCUUUGCACAGCAUGACGGUAACAAAGCAGCCUGGGAGGAGCUGAACAAAGGAAGCCCUCUGAGUGUAAUCAACAUUUUCACUAAGAAUCUUCAUGGCCAUGUUCCAGUGAGUGAGAGGAACUCUCCCUCUGCCCAUUCUUUACACUCUGCAAAUGGUCCCGUAGACGCAGCCGUCUAUGAAGAUGAUUUUGUGUCGUCACAUAGCAGCGGAGCCAGUGGCCACUUGAAGAGAGGCUCCAAUUCUCGCAGUGUGAACAGCCAUUUUGAGGAGCUGAUGAGGAGGUCUCCUUAUGACAAAAGUACAGGAGGCAUCAAUUCCCAACAUUCACCCUUUCACUCGUCUAUACACUCGCCGCAUCCUUCCUCUGGUUCAACAUCUGGCUCCUCACCUUUCUCCAAGCACUCUGCCAGAAAAAGAGGCACAGCAUCAGACCAGAGUGAUGGCACUCUGGUAGAAGAGCCGAGGAGCUCCUGCUCACCUCCCUCAGAGGCGUUAUCCUCCGACUCCAGGAAGAGGGGCUCAGACAAAAGCUCCGCCCACAGCCAGACCAAGAGUGUCCCCUCUAAUGACACUAUAGGGGAAACUUCAGAGCUUUCUCAACAAAGUUUGGGUCUUGACAGUAAGAAGUCUCCAGCAGCCAGGCCCAAACAGGCUUCUCCGUCUGGCUCUCCAUACCCUGGUUCUCCUCCGGAAGCAGCCUCUCCCGGUGAGCCUGUGAGAAGUGCCUCUCUGGGGGCAAAUAAUCCAAACGCAGGCGCCACAGCUCGCAGUGGUAGAGCCGAGCCCAAGACCACAGCCGAACUACAGUAUUCACCUGCUGUCUUGCAGCAGCGUAUGGCGGCAGAGCUCCAGUACCUGGAGUCCAUCGAGGAGUCGGUCCGACAGCUGGGAGACGUGGAGAGGGUGAUGGGUGUGUCCGUGGCGCAGCAGGAGAGCGUGUCAUUGGCCCAGAUGCUUAAGGCCAGGCAGCAGUGCCACGCGCGUGACCUCUAUGAGCUGAAGAUCAAGGCUGAAAGGGAAGCCCUGGAGACACAGCUACAGCUGGAGGAAAACAGGCAGAGAGUGGCCAGGGCUCAUAUUGAACUGCAGGAAAACUUGGCGGCAAAUCAAAAGGAGACCUUGGAGGGCCUCCAGGAGGCAACUACCAAGUUGAUGACUCAACAGGCUGAGGCAGCGCGGUACACAGCUGACACUGCCCGACACAUCAAAGAGAUGACAGAAUUGGCACAGUCGCAGAUAACAAGAGCUUUGGUUGUCUCCGCUGAUGUUUCUGAUUCCUCCAUGGAGCGGGAAGAACAGCAGAGCUCCUAUUCAAAGCAGCGAAAGGACAAAAAUGACUCGGACAGCUUCCCUAGUGAGGUGUCAAGCAGAAAGACCAGGCCAGAAGAACCGUUGUCUUUGCUGAACAGCCCCAGUCGCUCUGAUUCUCUGUCCUUCAGAAGACCAAACCUCAGUGGAGGCGACUCUAGCAGUCAACAUAGCCCGUCACAUGCCUCGCCAGAGCACAGAGAACGGACGAAAAAAGAAGCAGUGGAGGGGCAAUGGAGGAAGGGAGGAGCUGACGAGAGGGCAGAGAGGGAAGCGGGCAGCAGCUCCAUAGAGGAGGAAGUUCUAACGGCAGCAAAUGACUCCCUCUGCAGCGACAGCAUCCCCUCUGCAGUGGACGAGAAAGGAGACAGUACGUCAGUGGCCACAGAGAACUCCCUCAAAUUUGAUGAGUCCAUGACAGAGGAUGAGAUAGAAGAGCGCUCCUUCCGCUCUCUGCUGCCAUCUGAGGCGCACCGCCGUGGAACUAUGGAGAAGAAGUCCCGCCACCAUGAGGAAUCAGAGGACGACGGAGCCAAUCACAACGCAACAUUGGUUUCAGGGGCACACAAUAUCUUGAAGUCUCAGGAUGCAAACAUGGCCUUUUCUGGCGGACAGGACAGCUUUUCCCAGUUCACCAUGGACAUGGUGCGUCAGUACAUGAAGGACGAGGAGGUAAGACUGCAGCACCAGAGCUCUCUGCUGCAUCUACGGCAGAAAGCUGUCAAAGAGAAGACCAGAACUGAGCUGGCCUGGCUAGAGCACCAGAAAAAGAGGCUGAGGGACAAGGGCGAGGAUGACAAAAUGCCCCCCAUCAGGAAGAAACAGAGAGGCCUUCUGAUGAAACUACAGCAGGAACAGGCUGAGAUUAAGCGACUUCAGGAAGCCAACAAAGCAGCCAGGAAGGAGAGGCAGCUGUUGCUGAAGCAGCAGGAGGAGAUUGAGCGGAUGAGAAACUCUACACUCCGACUGAAAGAGCGUCUCAAAUAUGCUGGGGAUGAAGAGCCACCUGAGACUCCUGUGUCAGAAACCCCCGUGUCCGAGGCAGCCUCCCCCAACAUGAGUCACCCGGAUGAUACCCGCAGCCCCUCUCCCUCGCUCUCCAUCUCUGGAAGUGAGACCAGCAGCAUCAUGCAGAAGCUCAAGAAGAUGCGCUCUCACAUGGAUGACAAACACCGAUCUCCCGUCCACUCCUUCCUUUCUGUGUUCACGGCCCACCACUGGGCCUCCCUCAGUGUCUGUCUUCACAACCUCCACCCUAAAUUCCAGCUUUUUAUCUACAACCAGUUGGUCAGGUUCCUGACAAAGCGGGAGCAGAAGUUAAUGCAGAGGCGUCACCAUGCUGAGGAGCUGCUGCAGUGGAAACAGCGUCUGGACCAGGAGGAGGCAGAGGUCCGUAGGAUGGAAAAGGAGGCCCUGGCUGUAUGGGACAGGCAAACACCUCGGGACAUGUCGGAGAGCCAGAAACAGGACAUCUCCAACAUUAGCCCCAGCUCCAGUCACCAUCGCAGCUCAGAGCAUAGAACUGACGGUGAGAAAGAGUUUGUGAGCGAGGGCGACUGUUCCUCAGCGACACCCGAGUCCAGUAUACACACGGAGGGACUUGUGUCCCAGCAACCAGGAAGCCCAUCUUCAGUACAACAUGUGUCGAUCCCUGAAACACCUUUGGCCUCUGUGACGAGCAGCCAUGCAAAUUACACCCAGGACUUCACUUCAGCUUCCUGGUCACCGAGCAGAAAAUCUCUCCAGUCUCCACUCAAAGGCAGCCACAGCCCGUCUGCCUCUCCUUCCGAUGGCAGCAGCAAAACCAAGAUGCAGCUUCGCUCCUCGUCCCGGACCGCCAACCAGGCCCGCGCUCAGCCAACUGAAUCCCCCAUGCCCAUGCAGACUGAGCCCAUUUCGGACCAGAGUGACAUAGAGAGCCGUAUCAAGGCCCUGAAGGACGAAGUCAGAAAACGAAAGUUUAUGGCUUACCAGCUAAAGAAAGAGCAGAAGAAGAGGCACAAGGAGCGCCUGAAGGCACAGGAGGCCAGCCUACUGAAGCAGCUCGAGAGCUAUAAUAACUUCAUUGAGAAAACUAAGGCAGAACUGAAAAAGGAGCCAGACUCCACACCUGAUACAAAGUCCCAGAUCAAAGAUUCCACCUCAAUCGCAGAGCAGACCAGCAUUAAACCACCUGCUCACGGGUCUGAAACCAGCAAAAUCUCUCAAAGGACGCAAAGUGAUGCUUCAUUGGAUCACAAUGCCCUACCUCAAGUUGAUCAUAGUAGAUCCACCUCAGUGCCUGAAGAAAUGUCUGAUGAGGACCCACCGACAGUCACUCCCACCCCGGUAUAUGGCAGCCCAGAGUGUCCGCCCUCCAGACCGAGGAGCCGCCUGUCCACAGAGGAACUUUUAAGACCUUCCUCUGAGGAAGCCCAGGCACAGAUGAUUGGGGAUGAGAACGUUGUGUCCUAUCAAAGAGCGGACAUUCAGGAUGAGCUGGAGGUGGAAGUAAGCUCCACAUCAGAACAGUCUGAAUGUCUUCUCAAACUGGAAAAGGAACACCGACUCGACUCCCAAGAGAAGCUGUCUGCAUCCAAACAUGUUUCCUCUCACAUGAGCGACGAACAUCGUCAUUCUCCAUCUGUUAGCGUAGAACAGGAUAAGAAAAUAGAGACGAAGGAAACAUCUGAAGCUGAAGAAGCUGUAAAAUCAAAUAUUAUCUCCUCUAACAAGUCACAUUCGGCUGCAUCCAGUGACCGGUCCUGCUCUCCCAACUCUGUUGCCUUCUCUUCAAAGAAGGAGGCGCCCAUAAAGGAUGUCGAGGGCUCCUCUCCUAUUGUAGAUGGUUAUCAUGAUGACUUUGAGUCUUCAGUGGAUUCUUCACCCAGAGAGGUGCGUCAUAGUCCGACACCUGCCUCUCAAAUCUCAGUUUCCCCUACAGAGAUCAAGGUCUCCCGUAGCAGAGCCACACCUUAUGACAGCCAUGAUGAGGAGGAAGAGGAGGAAAUAGCUGAAGAGCUGAGUCACCAUUCAGGGACUAGUGGAGCCAGCCACCAUUCUACGAGACUGCUGGAUCUUCAAAACCACACAGAAGACUCCAAACAUGACGGCAAGGAUGUUGUUAAUUCCAGCCACUCGCCACCCGCUUUGCCCGUUGCAGAUGAAAUGCCAAGUUUUAGCAUCGCAGACCGAGUUCUUGUUGGCGGCGUCCAGCCUGGCACCCUGAGAUUCAAAGGUCCAACCAGCUUUGCUAACGGCUUCUGGGCUGGCGUGGAGUUGGAUAAGUCUGAGGGGAGCAACAACGGCACUUACGAUGGGGUGAUAUACUUUGAAUGUGAUGAGAGCCAUGGCAUCUUUGCUCCUCCGGACAAGAUUACACACCUGCCAGACAAGUUUGAGAUCUACACAGACACCACGGAGGAUGAGGACUCGUUCCUUGGUGGUCUGUCGGAUAAAGGUGGGGAUAAACGUACAACAGAUGAGCACACAUCCCCAAAACAAGGACAGCUGAAGAGUGAAAAUGAAGAAACAUCGAACAAGGUCUAUAAGUCUGGAGAUAAAAAGAUAACAGACGAGUCCGUUCACAAGACCGGAUCCCACCUCAAUUCGCACCAUUACAAAGAAUCCCAGCCUCCCAUUUCUAAUGGCAACACUAAGGACAUAAUGUUGGAUUUUGAAGAUGCACCAACCACCCUCCUCAUCUCUGACUUGGACACGAUUGGCCUGGGGAAGCAGACUCGGACGGACAUCACUUCCCUUGUUGAGAGAGAAGAUGUAGACUCAAAUCACCAGCUGGGUCCUGCAGAUCUUUCUCCAGAUAUCAGGGACGUCAAGAGAGAACAGAAGGACGUACUGGACACAUUCGCAGACAAGCUCCUCAACAACGUUGUGAAAGACACUUUGGCGCAGUUUACUGAGAUUAAAAAGGCCAAAGAGCAGAAGAUAGAAGCUGCCAACCAGAUGAAUGGAGACCUGUUUGGUGAAAAUAUUGAACAAGAAGAAUGGUUCCCUUCAGUGCAACAAAAAGACGACCUUCCCUUCUUCCUACCUACAGAAAAAGAAGAGCUGUCUUCUCCAGAGCUGUGUAACCGACCGGAGAGUCCAGUGUUGGGGGCCAGUGGUCAGGAGGAGCUCGCCAAGCGACUAGCAGAGCUGGAACUGAGCCGUGAACUGCUGGAGGAGCUGGGUGACGAUCAGGACUGGUUUGAUGAGGACUUUGGCCUCAGCUCUCGUAGAGAACAGCAGAGACUCCAACAGAGGGAGGAAGGGAGGCUGGGGGGGCUGGUCUCAUCCUCAGGCGGGGAACAGCAGGCUAAGACUCCACCUAGACCUGAGCUACCUCUCCCCUUGCCCCCUAAACUACCCGAGCAGCCUGCCAUGGUUGUGCCCCACUCCGCCACAGAGGUGGAGAAGAUGGUCCACGCUGCCACUCAGGAGAUCUGGGAGAGCUGUGGCCUGGGGAAGGAGGGAGCUCUGACCGUGUCACAGCUGCCAAUCCCCAAACCUUCACAAGAGUAUCUGGGUAAAGACGCCAGCAGCCAGGACCCGGAGGCCCUCUGCCUCCACAGCUACAGAAAGGCUGUGUAUGACCUGACGUGGGAGAUGCUUCAGGAGAUCUAUACUGACGACCCCAACGCCGAUCAGCCUCAGUGGGUCAAACCACGCAGAGUUAAGUCCUCCUUCCACAGAGUGAAGACACCAGGAGACCUCACCAAAAUCCAGGAAUUCAUCUCAGCAGAAGUGCUGAAACUGUAUGGUCUGACGAAGGAUCACAGCCAGAAGACCGACUGGCAGAAGAUGCUCAAAUUUGGCAAAAAGAAGCGAGACAGAGUCGAUCAUAUUCUGGUUCAGGAACUCCAUGAGGAGGAAGCCCAGUGGGUCAACUAUGACGAGGACGAGCUGUUUGUCAAGAUGCAGCUGGCAGACAGCAUCUUUGACGCUUUGCUGAAGGACACUGCAAACGUGCUGACGCUGAUCUACGACAAGAGGGCCAAAAGAGAAGACGCCCUCUCCUGACUGCUUUCCUGUUUAGAUCUUAAACUACAACCUUCCCA
Molecule: messenger RNA, 10421 nt
Organism: Anarrhichthys ocellatus (wolf-eel)
Lineage: Eukaryota; Metazoa; Chordata; Actinopteri; Perciformes; Anarhichadidae
Gene: cep350
Product: centrosomal protein 350
Exons: 38
Coding region: 895-10383 (3162 amino acids)
Biological process (GO): microtubule anchoring
Cellular component (GO): centrosome
Molecular function (GO): microtubule binding
Source: RefSeq, a predicted model, not a curated record